AUGAAGGAGCUAUAUUUUCAUUAUAGAACAUAUUUAUGGUGAUGUACCCUUGAAACAAAAAGAGUUCUCAAAUGAGUGCUCUUGAGUGAUAUGAAUGUGUGAAUCUCUUAAGGAGUAGCAGUUUUUUCAUGACAUCACUGUGACAUCAGCUCAUAAUGUUUAAGCCGACUUUAUGUGAUUUACCUUCGGUUAAGUAAACAGAUUUAAUACUUCAAAAUAGAUUUCUUGUUCCCAUAUAUUUGCAAAUCGCAGGCCCCUUCCCCCUUAUCAAGAGAUUUGUCGGUCUGCUCAGCUAAUUUGCCACAAAAGGGAAAAGGAAUUUUAAAAAAAAGCGCCUUUCUUUCGAUUGCACUACGAUAUACACCGUCAAUCAUCCUUGAGCAAUAGUGAAACGAUCAGCAAUGGCUCAAUUCCCAAGAUACCAAGAGCAAUCCCACGCUUUUGUCAAGCACUCAAUGGUCAUUUGGCGUGACUGGCAAUCAUUAUCACAAUGGAUCAUGAUGCACCAUGCUUGGAUCAAAUACAAACUAAACGGGCACAAUUUGACGUUCCAUGGCUUCCGUUCCCAACUGAACGAACGCAAAUGGGAACACGACCAGACAAAACCUCGAGGGUCCCGGUGUUUUUAUGGGGAUAUCAAGGCCUCACUCAUGUUUUGGUUUGCUCUUGUCCGGUUGAGACGCUUGGUGCUCUUCAAAAAGUCGAUCUGUAUUUGUUAAGAAAGCCACCGCACGUUUAUUUCCCUUGCAACAAUUUAGUGGUCGAUUUCGACUCCAACACCAAAGAACUCCUGGCCGAAGUUGAGAACUUUUUGGAUUCGGAAAACUUCGCUGUUAUCUCCAACCUUCUUUUGUGCCAGUUCCAGCCAAUGAGAACACCAAGCAUUCAUUUAUCCAACAACCCAGCAAAAGUGCAUUUUAUAUCUAAUUUCUCCAAGGACAAUGGGCGAUCCAAGAAUGGUGUCUGACCUGGAGGAAACUAUUCAAAGGAUAAAGGAUCACGAGGGCGUGAUGGGAAUGAUGGUUAUCAAUCCGGAUGGCGUGGCCGUGAGAACCACAAUGGAUUCCACACAUACCAACUCAUAUUCAGCCAUUUUAUCGCGGCUCACCGAUCAAGCUAGGUCUGCCAUACGAGACUUGGAUCCCUUAAACGAAGUCACGUUUAUACGGUUGAGAUCCCGGAAGAACGAGAUCUUGAUUGCACCUGAUAAGGAGUUCAAUCUGAUCGUGGUUCAAACUCCCGCAGACGUGGAAUCGAAUCAUGCCAAGCAAUCCACGCAAUAAUAAACAAAUGUCUUGCAAGCAAACUUACUAGAAUAAAAUGGUCCAAAUGUC
Molecule: messenger RNA, 1334 nt
Organism: Tigriopus californicus
Lineage: Eukaryota; Metazoa; Arthropoda; Copepoda; Harpacticoida; Harpacticidae
Product: dynein light chain roadblock-type 2-like
Exons: 4
Coding region: 942-1283 (113 amino acids)
Biological process (GO): microtubule-based movement
Cellular component (GO): cytoplasm; cytoplasmic dynein complex; centrosome
Molecular function (GO): dynein intermediate chain binding
Source: RefSeq, a predicted model, not a curated record